AUGACUCAGGAGGGCAGGGAUCUGACUAAUGUUUUACUUGAGUCUGAUGCCGAACCAAGUCCGCUGGUCGGUGAUGGGAACCUCUUCCCUUCUUCCAACGGGGCGACGACCCUCGCCAAUGCCACAAACACGACUGACGACAACGAAUUAGGCAUCGAAGUAAAAUUUGCUCCUGCCGGCCCUUACCGUCCCGGUGUUGGUUCUGUUGUUGCUCCUGGAACCGCAGGCAUGGGCGGGGGACAUCCCCGAUCUCCAACCCGAGGUACUGGAAAUAAGGAAAGCUCCCCUCUGUUGAAUCGAGUGGACUAUGAGUAUGGCUUAUUUGACAAUCAUUUCUCUGACGACCCCGAGUUUCACGAUUAUAUUCGGCAAGCCGAAGCGGCCAUUGAACUAGGAAACUUACCUGAAAGAAUUUCCCAGGGAUCUAGCGGCAGCUAUUUUGUUAAACACGCUGAUGACUCACAGGUAAGUUACAAAAUUAUGAUCAAAAUAUUUCCUUAA
Messenger RNA from Acanthosepion pharaonis, 501 nucleotides. The record is from the annotation of a GenBank genome assembly. Lineage: Eukaryota; Metazoa; Mollusca; Cephalopoda; Sepiida; Sepiidae.